This is a messenger RNA of Lytechinus pictus (painted urchin), 3645 nucleotides long. Its product is annotated as juvenile hormone acid O-methyltransferase-like. Gene Ontology annotation, molecular function: S-adenosylmethionine-dependent methyltransferase activity. Bases 171 to 842 code for a protein of 223 amino acids. The transcript has 5 exons. The record is from RefSeq and is a predicted model, not a curated record. NCBI's taxonomy places the organism in Eukaryota, Metazoa, Echinodermata, Echinoidea, Temnopleuroida, Toxopneustidae.
AGGACCGAGCGAGGUUUACCAUAAACCAUUCUUCACAGAGAGUUGACUCUUCAUUUUCUAGCUUGCAAGUAUUUUGUAAUCGAGUACGAGAUGAAGCUUUGAAAUGGAUCGAUUUCGAUGAAAACGACGACGUGCUCGAUGUUGGAUGUGGUCCCGGAAGGUUAUGUAAAAUGUUGUCUCCCCUCGUAAAGUCGGUUACUGGUUUAGACAUUUCGCCUGGCAUGAUAGAAUUCGCAAAAAUGGAAAACUUGGAACCCAACAUUCGAUUCUUUCAAGAAGAUGCGCAGACGUUUGGUCCUCUCCUUACGGACUGGCGGGGAAGUUUUAACAAGAUCCUAAGUAUGACAGCUCUUCAUUGGUGCUUCGACAAGGAGAAUGUAUUGAGGAAUGUCUUCCAGUGCCUUAAACCUGGUGGUUUAUUCCUCCUUGACUUCGAGACGCACUGGCACAUGCAUGGGGAAUGGAGUAGAUACGGUGAAUCCUGCGAAGUAUGGCUUCAGAAACAUCACAGGUGGGGGAAAUAUCAGGAGAACUUUGUCUAUUUAUUGUUUCCAAUGGAAAGUACUGACACCUUUCUCGACCUGAUGAGAUCAAUAGGAUUCUCUAUUAAAAAAUCAGAGGUCAAGGAAUCACCCUGGGUUCAAUGGAAAGAACAUGAAAUUAAAAGACAAUUAAGGACCUUCUUUUACCCGAUGAAGUACAUCCCUGUGGAACACCAAAAUGACUUCAUUGAUGACGUGUACAAAUGGUUGUGUGACGUCACCCCAAAGAGGUCUGGUAAUGUUUACCACGGUGCAGCGGGGAGGAUUGAACACAUGACCAUAAUGGCUACCAAAGAAUGAAAUCCCCAAAGUUUUUAUUAACUGAUUCACGCGUACACAUCCUUCAUUUAUGUUUUUUUUAUUCCCAUAUAAUACCCCUAUUCCUCCUUGUAGGCUUACUUAUAUCUUGAAUAUGAGUAAUAUUAUAUAUAUAUAUAUAUAUAUAUAUAUAUAUGAAUUAUAUGACAUGUAUUAUAAUUCCUUUUUAAAAUUAAAAAAAACAACCAUGUGGAUGGGAUUUGGCAAGCUGGCAGACUCUCUCUGUAUCAAUCCCGCGCCCCGAAAAAAAAAACGGUCCGGGACGCCGUUUUCUCCCGUAUUUCACAAUUUUUAAUACAUUCAUGUGAUAAUAUUCAUUAACGUAUUCUCAUAUGCGUAGGCCCCUAGUAAAAAAUGAAAAGGGGAAUUCAGGGUGCAAAUUUCUGUAAAUCUUUAUAUGCGGUAUUUAUGAUUUUUUUUUCCGUGAAACCUUUGCUAUUCAGAAAGGUUCGUACUCAGCAGUAGUGAUAAGAAAUAACAAUAGAUUUUGAAAUAAUAUCCACCAAAUGAUAUCACAUUUCAACCCAUAUUCCUUUCAUCUUCUUUCAAUAAUAUUUCAUUUUUCCUUUUGACUUUUUCGAGACCCCGAAAGCGCUCCAUGUCCUAUAUAAAGCCAGCGAUUCUGAUUUUUUGAAGCCUUAACAAAUACGAUGGCGCCUUCAGGGUAAUCAACUUCUGCUUCUAAGGAAAAAGUGAACGAGAAAUCCGAAUGCAGGGCUUAGUGGCAAAUUACAAACAAAAAAAUUAACGUGAGACAAGCGUCGGGGGCGGCGGUGUACGUGCACCGCGUUGGGAAAAUCGAAACUUUCUUUCCAAAAUAAAUGUGGAAUAAAUGUUAGCCAUUCUUGUUUAGAUUUGUUUGUUAUCAUGGUUAUGUAUUAGUAUCAAUGUUUGUAAUGCCAGAUUUAUUAAAACUGGCUGCAUCGUUGAGACAGAUUUUUUUUCGUUCUUUUUGUGAAACCAAACAGAAUCAAAUUUUGUAUCAAAAUUAAAUAUUUUAACGUAGCCCAAGGCUUGUUCCAUAUACAGUACAUUGUCUUGCAUAUUCCUUUCCUUACAGGUCUGCCGGCCUAUCAAUAAAUCAGCCUAUUUUAAAUUAGUGUAAUAGGACCUCAUGAUCUGGAAGAAUUUUUUAAACGUUUGGUAUAUAUAUAAAAUAGUAGCUGCUCUUUUGCGUUUCACCCAAUGUAAUAUUUUCAAACAAGCACAUGAAUAUUUGAGUUAAUGCAUGGAAUACCAGCAUUAUUUUGUAUAAAUCUAACAUGCAAAGAUAAAAAAAAACAUGAACAGGAACAUACAGGAUCUUUCUGACUUACGCUCAUCAGAUCGAAAUUUCAUGAAUGAGCAGAAAGCUUUAGAUCGGCUACGUACCUGUAGGAGCUCAAACAUUCAAGGAAUCUCUUCCGAUACCGGGUACCCAUUCACCCCACCUGGGUUGAGUGCAGCACAAUAUGGGUAGAUUUCUUGCUGAAGGAACACAUGCCAUGACUAGGAAUCGAACCCACGUCCCUGAGAUUGAGACCAAGACGAGUCGUGGACUCUUGGUUAUGACCGGUUAUGACUCUCGUCGUGGCGCCCCCACAAGCUAAACUCAUGGGCCCGUAUUCUGAAGUCAGGUUUAACUUAAACUCAGGUUUAAAAUUGUGGUUUAAGUAUGGGAAGCCAAAAGUAUCAAUUAAGUUGAACGUUUCUUAUGUUUACUGUGCUCUUUUCUGAUUCAUCGAUGGUGAAGACAAUCUAUUUAUACUUCCUAGACAAUUAUGAACGAUUUGAGAGCCAAAUGAGCUGAAAUAUGAUAUAUCUACCGUUAGUGAUUUUUGUAACAAUUGGCUAUCCAUACUUAAACCACAACUUUAAACCUGAGUUUAAGUUAAACCCGACUUCAGAAUACGGGCCAUGAUGUUACACAUGUAGGCCUACAUAUCUUUUAUGACUUCGAAGUGUCCCGUAUUCGACUGCCCAAGUCUGGUCAACCUGCUGCGCCUGUUCAAAGGCUUAAAUAGGCCUAAAAUGUGAAUCAAAGUUCAGUAUUUUUUUAUAAGACCUUUAGAAUUAUAGCGUUGGCAAGUGACCAGAGGGCCUAUGUAUUUAAUGCUAACAUGAUGUAAAGCUUUGUGCCAUCAUUGUCUGUCUUCAUCUUUUUACCCGAAUACUAUUUAACAUGCAAUAUCGAAAAUACAGUUUUCAUUUUGUUAUUGAUUUAUGAAUAAAAUGCCGGCAGAAACUUAUGCAAAAAAUGUAAAUUGUUAUGUAUGGGGAACCAAACGUUGCAAUUCCAAUUUCACACGACCUACCAUUACUUUCCUGUUUGUGCGAUUGAUUAUUACAGAAUUAAAGGGAUGCUCCGGGCUGAAAAUAAUAUGACAUAAACAUAUAAAGAAAAAUCAGACAAACAAAUCACUAAAAAUUUGAUCAAAAUCGGACAAGGAAUAACAAAGUUAUGGCAUUUUAAAGAUUUGCAUUAUUCCGGUGAAACUGUUUUAGGCAUGUCUUCAUGAAUAUUCAAUGAGCAAAUUGAUGAUGUCACAUUCCCACUUGUUCUUUUGUAUUUUGUUAUACAAAAUUAGGUUUAUUUAAAUUUUUCUACCAAGAACUGAAAAAACUGGAUUGACAACUUAUUUAAUGCAUUAGAUAUUCAUUGCUGCAACUUAUUUCAUUAUAAAGGAGACACAUUGUUCACACAUGUAUGAAAGUAUGUAACAAUUAUGAUUUCAUGUAAUAACACAAGAGAAAGGAAAGUGGGGAUGUGACAUCAUCAGCCCACCUAAUGAAUAUUCAUAAUGAU